AUGGAUGUCCUACAAAACCGACUGGAUUCCUUCGCCAAGCAACGCCGCAACAAGCUACGAUGGCCGCAUCCGAAGACUUGGAAGGCCACCCCGGAGACACUUUCUGAAGCAGGUUUCUUCUUCGACCCGAGCAACGAGGACCCAGACAACGUUACUUGCUUUAUGUGCGGCAAACAAGUCACGGAAUGGGCGGAUGACGAUGACCCAUUUGACAUUCACUGGCGGAAGUGUGGCCAGGUUUGCGCGUGGGCGAGUCUUAGAUGUGGGCUGAGCCAUGAUAUGGACUCGCAGAAUCGCUUCGUCUUUCCCGAUAAAUCCCGUCUCCCAACAUCGAAAGCUAUGGAGAAGACCCGCCUGCAGACAUUCUCAGGGUGGAAGCACGAUAAGAACAAGAAGCACAUGGCAACAUCGAAAAAGAUGGCCCACGCAGGGUUUGUGUCAACUCCCACCGAGCCUGGAGACGACACUGGGACGUGUUUCUAUUGCAAUGUUGCGUUGGGAAACUGGGAUGAAGACGACGACCCUAUGCAACACCACUUGGACCGCGACAAAGCAUCCAACCCUUGUGCCUUCCUUGCCCUGGCCUUUGAUUCCGCCCCAUCGGCAGCCAAACCCAAGUCAACUAAACGCGCUCCCAAAGCAUCCUCGCAUACCGAAGUGAUAUUCCCCACCAAGACUUAUGAUGGCUCUGAAGAUGAAUCCGCUGCUCCACACCCAGCAUCAACUGCCAAGACGCCGCGCAAGGCAGCGUCAAGCUCGACAACGAAGACACCACGAACCACAACGCGAAGUGUCUCACGUAAUACCUCCAAAGACCGAAAUGCGCUUACAGAACAAGAAGAGUCAUCCCCGCCUCCACCAAAGAAGCGCAGCCGAUCUAAGUCUGUCUCUCGCCGCAAAGCACCAGAAGUUGAAGAGACUGAAGGAGAAGAAGAAGAUGUAAGAGCUCCUUCCCCUACACCUGCUCGCCAACGGAGAACAACCACGAAAUCAACUACCAAACGCGCUCCAACCGUUGUUGAUGACCCAGCUAAUCUCUUUGAUGAUGAUGAACCUGCACCCAUCAUUGCGCGUAAAUCAUCUAGAAAGAAAUCAACCGUCGAGCAGGAUGAGCCAGUUGUUCGACAAACAUCGCGAUCAAAACAGAAAUCGAAAGCAGUGUCCGAUGAUGAGGCUAGUCAAGUGAAGCCAGUGGCUUCGACCUCACAUUCACGGACUCGCUCCAAAGGCGGAACAAGGAGUAACUCCCGAGCCCGUGCUACUGAAGAUGAAGAUGAAUCAUCUGAUGGGUGGUUUGAAGCUGCUGUUCCCCCUCCGCCACCAACGGCCAAAUCUGUGUCGCGGUCGAAGGCCAAAGUCGCAGAAAGCGGAUCGGCAGUCAUAUCUCGCAAAGAACGGAAUAAACAAUCGGAUGAUCAGACCGCACCCACUCGGAGAGUACCGUCAAGGUCACGAAAUACCACCGUUGAGCCGGAAGUGGAGCCUCCGCCGGUUCAAAAGCGAUCAAGAACAGUUUCGAAGACGGAGGAAGGCAAGAAGACUGCUCGAAAGGCUGCCAAAGUAACGACUACCCAAGUCGAAGAGGUAUUUUCGGAGCCACCUAAAUCAAAAUCAAAACCGAAGGGUAGUGGCUCGCGACCACCAUCUCGAGCCAAAACACCAGCACCACCUUCACCAGUCAAGGAGGAAGAUGUUGAAGCAACGGAAGUUGAGAUGGAAGAAUACCUGCCGCCUGUGGAGUCGGUAGCUCUGUCACGAGCUAGAACCGUUUCUCAUUCGAGUUAUGGUGAGCCGGAGAUUGCAACCGCUAAGACAGUAUCUCGCCCAGCCUCCCGAACUGAGACGAAAGUCACUGCUGCAGCAAGGCCAUCUUCUCGAGCCAAGGUCAAUCCACCAACAACGGGCACUGAGAACGACACCAAAGGCAAGGCACCAAGUCGACCACCAUCUCGAGCCAAAACCGCGACGGAAGCAGAGAAUAAACCGAAGGUUGCUGCGCGCGCCCCUUCCAGAGCCAAAGCGAAUAGUCCUGCGAUGGAUGACUUACCAACGUCCGACGAGGCGGCCCGCCCACCAUCCAGAACGAAAUUGUCCGCGUCAAAACCGAGUGCUUUAGGGUCUCGGCCAGUUUCUCGAGCUAAAGGGGUCGAUGAGGCUGUGGAAAACAAGAAGCGACCUCCUUCACGGACUAACAAACCUGUUUCCCACAAAAUGGAAUUGGAUGAAGGAAAUUCCGUUGUCGAUAUUUCUGACGAUGACGAUGAAGUGCCGCCUCCACCUCGAAAACCUGUCGUUGACCAACCGCAAACCACGAAUGAUGACGAUGUUGAGAUGGCAGAGGUAGAAGAAUCAAUGAAUGCAGAGUCUUCCCCGCAAUCACCCCCAGUCACACCACCGCGUCAACACCCGCAACAACAAGAGGCUACACCAAUGAGACCGAUGCCAGAGAUAGAAGAAGCAGCGCUGUUUAUUCCACCAUUGGCCACAGACCCAUUUGUUAAUCUCGACUCGCUUACAGAGGCAGAACUGGACAUGACAGUGGAAGACUGGGUUCGUUACCAGAUGGGGCUUGAACGAGAACGAUUCAAGAAGGAUGGUGAGCGUAUGUUAUUGUUGUUUGAACAACGGGCGGAAGAGGUUCGCCGUGCCAUUGCCUCGCUGUAG
This is a messenger RNA of Mycena indigotica, 2664 nucleotides long. RefSeq lists its product as uncharacterized. The record is from RefSeq and is a predicted model, not a curated record. Lineage: Eukaryota; Fungi; Basidiomycota; Agaricomycetes; Agaricales; Mycenaceae. The transcript has 4 exons. The coding region runs from base 1 to 2664 and encodes 887 amino acids.